This is a messenger RNA of Abrus precatorius (Indian licorice), 2926 nucleotides long. Its product is annotated as eukaryotic translation initiation factor-like. The transcript is spliced from 9 exons. Bases 164 to 2506 code for a protein of 780 amino acids. Gene Ontology annotation, cellular component: eukaryotic translation initiation factor 4F complex. Gene Ontology annotation, molecular function: protein binding; translation initiation factor activity; mRNA binding. The record is from RefSeq and is a predicted model, not a curated record. Lineage: Eukaryota; Viridiplantae; Streptophyta; Magnoliopsida; Fabales; Fabaceae.
GUGUGGCGAGAAGGGUUUUUCUGAUUCCCUUUCUCUCUUCUCUUCUGUUCGGAGCUGCGCGGAAGAGAGAGAAACAUCGAUCAACGAUAACGGAACCGAACAUCACACCAUCGUCAACAACAACAACAAAGAAGAAGAACAAAAAUCUCCUACGGUGAGUGAUAUGCAGCAAGGUGAUAGAACGGUCCUAAGUUUGAGGCCUGGUGGUGGUCGUGGCGGCGGAAGCAGGCUUUUCGCUCACUCCUCUUCUCCCUCUCCCUCCGCCGAUCUUCCUAUCUCACGCCCCCAUGCCUCUCUCUCUCUCAAGACGGGAGACUCGUGGUUUGAGGGUCGUGAGCGUCUGCGAUAUACCAGAGACCAGCUUUUAAAGCUUAGAGAGGCUGUUGAGGUCCCUGAUGAUAUUCUAAAGAUUAAACAAGAAAUAGAAGCUGAGCUUUUGGGUGAAGAUCAAAGUUGGGGCCGUGCUGAAAGCAAUCUCCCUCAUCAACUAAAUCGAUAUUCUGAGCCAGAUAACCGUGAUUGGCGUGGUCGAUCUGGACAACUUCCUGCUAAUCCAGAUGAGAGGUCUUGGGAAAACCUCAGAGAUAACAGGGAGUUUGGUAAUAGAUUUGACAAUCGACAACAGGAUGCUGGUCAGUUUAAUCACCAAGACCAACUUAAUUCCCAGUUUGCGAGGACACAAAUCUCUUCUACACAAGGGGGAGGACCUACUACACUACUCAAGGCUGAGGUUCCAUGGUCAGCGAGAAGGGGAACUCUCUCUGAAAAGGAUCGUGUCUUGAAGACUGUGAAAGGGAUAUUGAAUAAGUUGACUCCAGAGAAAUUUGAUGUCCUGAAGGGUCAGUUAAUUGAUUCUGGCAUUACAUCAGCUGACAUCUUGAAGGAUGUCAUUUCACUUAUAUUUGAUAAGGCUGUUCUAGAACCAACAUUUUGCCCCAUGUAUGCUCAGCUGUGUUCUGAUCUUAAUGAAAAGCUCCCUCCAUUUCCAUCUGAAGAACCUGGUGGGAAAGAAAUCACUUUUAAGAGAGUACUCUUGAACAAUUGUCAGGAGGCUUUUGAAGGUUCAGAUAAUCUGAGAGAGGAAGUAAAACAGAUGACUGCCCCUGAGCAGGAGAUGGAGCGUAUGGACAAGGAAAGGCUGAUCAAGCUUCGUACCCUUGGAAAUAUCCGUUUAAUUGGUGAGCUAUUGAAGCAGAAGAUGGUUCCUGAAAAGAUUGUCCAUCACAUUGUUCAGGAGCUUUUAGGAUCCCCAGACAGCAAGUCUUGUCCAGUUGAGGAAAAUGUUGAAGCCAUAUGUCAGUUUUUCAAUACUAUCGGCAAGCAACUUGAUGAAAGUCCUAAAUCACGGCGUAUUAAUGAUAUGUACUUCAGCCGGUUGAAAGAACUAAGCACAAACCCACAACUUGUACCACGGCUUAGGUUCAUGAUUCGGGAUGUUAUAGAUUUACGUGCUAAUAACUGGGUUCCUAGACGCGAAGAGGUUAAAGCCAAAACAAUCACUGAAAUUCAUUCAGAGGCAGAGAAAACUCUUGGUUUGCGUCCUGGUGCCACAGCUAGUAUUAGAAAUACCCGUAGCAGUAUUCAAGGAAAUGCUGGCUCUGGGGCCUUUCCCAUUGCUCGACCUGGCACAGGAGGUUUGAUGCCUGGAAUGCCAGGGACCAGGAAGAUGCCUGGGAUGCCUGGAAUUGAUAAUGACAACUGGGAGAUACCUAGGACUAGGUCUGUGCCAAGAGGAGACUUGUCAGCUGUUCAAGCUGGUGGACGCAGCAACUCUUUUGUUUCAAAGUCCACAACCCUUAAUUCUAAACUGCUACCCCAAGGUAGUGGUGGUAUUAUAAGUGGAAGAAAUAGUGCCCUAGUUCAUGGAGGUGGUGCGUUUUCUGCUCGCCCAUUGAACUUUGGUUUAGGUGCUGAGGCAGCAUCUCAACUCUCAUCACCUGCUAAAACAGUUUCUUCUGUAUCCUCUGAGAAGCCACUUACUCCAGCUGCAAGAUUGAAUACUGAAGAUCUUCACCGCAGAACUGUCUCUCUUCUGGAAGAAUAUUUCAGUGUUCGGCUUUUGGAAGAGGCAUUACAGUGCGUGGAGGAAUUAAAAUCUCCUUCUUACCACCCUGAGGUUGUUAAGGAAGCCAUUUCCCUUGCACUUGAUAAAAGUCCACCAUGCGUUGAACCCGUUGCCAAUCUUAUUGAGUAUCUGUUUAUUAAGAAGAUUCUUACAACUAGAGAUAUAGGGACUGGCUGUUUGUUAUUUGCUUCUCAACUGGAUGAUAUUGGCAUAGAUUUGCCUAAAGCACCGAGUAAUUAUGGCGAGAUAAUUGGGAAACUGAUUUUGGCUGGGGGGUUGGAUUUUAAGGUGGUGGGAGAGAUUCUCAAGAAGUUGGAAGAUGACCUGUUCCAAAGGGCAAUAUUUGACCGUGCACUACAGGUCAUUAUAUCUGCAUCUGGACAAGCUGUGUUGGAUUCACAAUCAUCUGAUAUUGAGGCCUGCCAGAGUUUUCUCAAGUGAAUCAAAAUGACUCACAUGGGAAUACAAAUUUCUGUAACUGGAUGAACCUCUUCUUUUGCAACUUCCAGAUUCCCAUACCUUCACCCUCACUUUUUGAUUAAGAAUUUUGUAUUAAAGUAUGUUAUAAAGUGGAGAUUCCAGUGUCAGGUAUUUUUAUCAAGCUGUAUAAUUUUAUUUUAUUUUUGAUUUUUUUGAGAUCGUAGAGUUGUUUAUCGAGGGAAAAGAAACCAUAAAGCUACGGAUUUUAUUUUCCGGUUAGCUAAUCAGGUGCCAAGAUCCUCCAAAGAGUAGCCCAUUAGGGGUCCAAAUGUUUUUGUAUUUCAUUACUUUCAAUUUUACUUAAUUUUGUUGACAUAGUAAUUGUUUAACUGGUCCGUUCAUAAACAUCAUUAUCGUUAUAUAUUCUCAUUUUUUGUUUUG